Messenger RNA from Stegodyphus dumicola, 3482 nucleotides. RefSeq names its product protein pangolin, isoforms A/H/I/S-like. NCBI's taxonomy places the organism in Eukaryota, Metazoa, Arthropoda, Arachnida, Araneae, Eresidae. Gene Ontology annotation, biological process: regulation of transcription by RNA polymerase II; canonical Wnt signaling pathway. The record is from RefSeq and is a predicted model, not a curated record. Gene Ontology annotation, molecular function: RNA polymerase II cis-regulatory region sequence-specific DNA binding; DNA-binding transcription factor activity, RNA polymerase II-specific. Gene Ontology annotation, cellular component: beta-catenin-TCF complex; chromatin.
UUUAUGCUCCAUGUCGGCGUUUGGCGGUGUGGUUGUAUACACGAGGAAUUUUCAACGCGUUUACCGCGUAACUAACUAUUAAUAAAGUGAGGUUGUGACUACGAUUACUUCUGGAAGGCAUGCCUCAUGUCAGCGGCGGUGAUGGUGUGGAUCUAUCGCCGAAAGAUGAAAUUAAAGUGUUCCAAGUGGAAGGUGAGGGUGAGGAUGAGGAGAGAUCGUCUGCUGAAAAUCUGAAGGAGGUCAAAACCAGCCUUGUUACUGAAGUUACAGAAGAAGAGGAAAAAAGUGUCGCCCAAAUACCAAGUCAGAGUUUUCUGCCAUCCAAAAAUGCUCAAGUUUCAAGAUCAGACCUUAGUUCCUUGCCUGGGCCUGGAAAACAAUUUGAAUAUCUUCCUCCAUCGCCUUUUGGAUAUGUUGUAUCACCAUAUCAUCCUCAUCCAAAUGGAACUCUGGGUGCUUUACCAAUGGUCAGUAGGGUACCAUUGGUUCCACCAAAUCAUGCUCCUACAUCUCUUUCCCUCAUGAUGUACAAUGCAGAGCCAUUUCAGCCACCACCAGCACAUAUGGGUAUUCCACCAGUCCACAUAGAUCCCAAAACAGGAAUCCCCAGACAUCCUGUCUAUCCAUUACCUACACCAAAUCCUUAUCAUCCUGUAUUUAAUUCAGAUUUUGCUCAGUUUACAUGGCACUCUAGUGGUAUGUACCCCAUGACAUCUAGUUUCCGACCUCCUCCUUAUCCUGCAACAAUACCUAUACCAACAAGCAAUUUGCCAAGUAAAUUUUCACCUCCAACACUCAUACCUCCUCAUCCUGGUAUUCCUACCAGCAUGAGUCAUCAUCCAUUAUUGGGUCCAGGGCCAAAGAUUGAAAUGCCUGAUUCUCAAGACAAUCGUUACCUGUGCAAUUUUACUUCCAGGCAUCUUCCUAAUUUCAAUCAUCAUAGUCACCACCAAAGCAACCAUAGUUCAACCUCAAAUCAAAUAAAUCAGCCACAGAAUUCAAGUAAUCUUAAUGAUGGAAAUGCAGCUUCUCGGGCCCUACGCAAUGAAAAGAAGAAGUCUCACAUCAAGAAACCUCUCAAUGCCUUCAUGCUUUAUAUGAAAGAAAUGAGGUCAAAAGUUGUACAAGAAUGUACCCUCAAAGAAAGUGCUGCUAUAAAUCAAAUUCUUGGAAGGCGGUGGCAUAAUUUAUCGAGGGAAGAACAAGCAAAAUAUUAUGAAAUGGCAAGGAAGGAACGUCAGUUGCACUUGCAGAUGUAUCCAGGAUGGACAGCUCGUGAUAAUUAUGCCAUCAAUGCCAAAAAGAAAAAACGAAAGAGAGAUAAAAGUCAAGAAGGAGAUGGCAACAACCCAAAGAAGUGUCGAGCGAGAUUUGGGCUCGAUCAACAGAGUAGUUGGUGUAAACCUUGCAGGCGGAAAAAGAAAUGCAUUCGUUACAUUAGUGGUUCGGACAAUACUGGUGAAAGUGAAGAUAAUGUUGGUAGUGUGGGCAGUGUGGGAAGUUUAGAAGCUCCUACUCCAGAUUCUAGGUUUGGUGCCGACAUUAAUCAUCUCACUGACAAUGAUUCAGGCAAUGGAGACGUUGAUGAUGAUCUUGAAGUUUCUUCAGAAUUCAGCCUUUCAAGCCCUCCAGUUCCUAGGCCCACGGACAGCGUGCAAUCAGUGCUGGAAAAUGGUAGGCCACCAAUUGGUAGCCCUCCAUCACAGCAAAGCCACCAUCCUUUAAAUGUACAACAUUUGUCCAGGCCCUCUGGCCGCCAUGUGCCAGACAGUCCAGAUGGAGACCUGGCUCAUGUCAGUCUACCACAGCUACCCACACCGCCUUCCACAGACUCUUCUACGACAACGGCCCCUCCUUUGCUUGCCGUUACGUAGCACAUGUUGUGUGAUUAGUUUUGAAAAAACGUGUGAUGUAUUAAGGAUUUUCCAAAAAAUCCGGACAAUUGUGAAAGUAUUUUUCUUUAUGUUUAUUGUAGAUAACUGUUUUAAAGUGCUCCUUUUCGUACGAUAUAAGAGCUUCGAUUUUUAUUACCAGCUCAAUGUUUUAAUGACUGUUUUUGUUCUCAUUGAAAUAAACAUUGGAGUCAUGUGAAUUGUUGACAAUUUAAAUCCACUGUAUAUUUUUAACAUUGUCACCAUUGUGUUUUAUUUGGUUGGUUGGUUGAGUGCAAACGUAUUCCUUUUCUGUGUAUAUUAUUUUUGUCAUGUUUGAGUAUUACUUUAAAAAUUGCAAUCUAAGUUUAAUUUAGAUGUACAUAUGCAUAUAUAUUUUUUAACAUUCUUCGCAUUUUCAAUCUAAGCAUUUAUUGUUAGGCUACCAGUUCCUGCCAUUAGUGAAAAGCUAUUCGAGAUCUCUAUAUCUAUCUCAUCCUCAUUUUAUAUAGAAAUAAAAUGUGCAAAGCUGCCACCAGAUUUUCUGAUUUUUUGCAUUUUUCAGAUUUGUUUAAACUUUUGAAAUAGUUAUUGUAUGUAAUUGUUGAUGAAUUUACUUUUAACAUUAUUUUUUUGCACAGUUGUUUGGAUAAAGUCAUAAAAAAUAAUCUUUUAUUUUACUUUACUUGAUUUUGAUAUUGUUAACAUUAUGUCAAAAUUAUUUCUUGGAAAAAUUGCAUUGAAUAGUAACUGAAAUUAUUAAUGAGAAAAUAUUUAAAUUUUUAAAAAAGAUUUUUUUAUGUAAUUGCUGUAUUAUAAAGUUUAUGUAGUGGGUUAAGUGUUAAAAUAUUUGAAAAUCAGUUUACAUUUCCUUCAACAAUGUAAUGAAUAAUUUUUAAAAUGAUCUUGAGCCUUCAGUUUUAAAGGAUCAUGAAAGUUCUUGAUGUUAGCAAAAGCCUUUUAUACAGUAUGUCUUAAUAUGAUAAUUAAAAAAAAUUGCACAACAACCCUUAGUGAGCAGGGCCUGCAGUGCCCUGAUAUUUGCUUUCAUGACUGUGGUAUUAGAUAUUUGGAUUAAUAAUAUAACUGUAGCAAAGUUACAUUUUUCAAAAUAGAUAGUUUAAAACUGUAAGUAACUUGUAAAUGACUUUUAUUCAAACAGUUUUAGUUACUUUAAUAGUAAAACAAAGGAAUAAAUUUUAAUCAUUUAAGUCAUUGUUCCUUUUGAUUAAAAUUUAGCCAAAUUUAACCUGGCUGUGCAUUCUGGUUUGUAGUUUUCUUUUAAUAUAAGUACAUUUUGCAACUAUAGCUCUGGGCAUUAUUAAUGUAAUUUUCAUUUUACUUAAUUUCAUUAUUUAUUUCUAUUUGAUGAUGCAAGGUUUGACAGCUUUGCAUUUUAUUUCUUUGACAAUCAUGUGCUUUAUAUAUAUAUAUAUAUAUGUAUUAAAAAUUAUUAUCAAGCAUUUUAACAUUAUCUGCUCUGGUGUAAAAUGUGAGACCAUAUACAUCAUACCAUUUUAAAUAUACCAGAUGUAUGAGAAAGCUGUUAAUUUGAAAAUAUGUGAGAACCAAUUUUUACAGUGAGAAUAAAAACAGAUUAAAUUUUUUUAA